This is a messenger RNA of Capsaspora owczarzaki ATCC 30864, 1322 nucleotides long. RefSeq names its product translation initiation factor eIF-2B. Gene Ontology annotation, molecular function: guanyl-nucleotide exchange factor activity; translation initiation factor activity. The transcript has 9 exons. Bases 11 to 1210 code for a protein of 399 amino acids. Lineage: Eukaryota; Filasterea; Ministeriida; Capsasporidae. Gene Ontology annotation, biological process: translational initiation. Gene Ontology annotation, cellular component: eukaryotic translation initiation factor 2B complex. The record is from RefSeq and is a predicted model, not a curated record.
UGUACACACAAUGAAGGUUGACGUUCGCGACCCGACCACAGCUGCAGUCGAGCAGUUCCUUGCCGACCUCAAGCGCCGGUCGAUUCGUGGCUCGUAUGAGAUUGCGAGGCAGACGCUGCUGCUCGCUCGCACGACCGUCUCGCAGACACGCUGGACCACAGCAGCCGAAAUCAUGCUCAGAUUGCGUGAGAUUGGACAGCGUCUUGCUUUGGCUGCACCAAGUGAAACUACCAUUGGCAAUAUCAUUCGCCGUGUGCUGCACAUCAUCCGCGAGGAAGUCCAUAACGGCGACAAGCCAUUGGCCGACGGCACACCGCAGUUCCCGCCACAAACCAUCAUGCCGCUCGAUGCGCAGCAACCAGCGUCGCCGAGCCCGCUUCGACAAGACUCGCUCGUUGGUUCUGGAGCAGGCACUGGCACGACAACCACUCCCGAGCCUCGUCCAUCGGUUGUGACUGCUACCAAUAUGGCUCUGCUGGGCGAUUUGCUUUCAAGCAACAUGAACGAUGACUACUCAAAAGCCCGAGCAAAUCUCAAGGGCGAUGUCAUCCAAGCCAUCAACGAGCUGUUUGAGGAGCUUGAGGAGAGCGCCAGCAACAUUUCCAAGCAGUCGCUGGAACACAUUCACGUGCACGAAGUCAUCAUGACCAUCGGCAAAUCGAAGACUGUCGAAGACUUUUUGAAGGCGGCUGCACGCAAGCGCAAGUUCCACGUUAUUAUUGCCGAGAGCCAGCCAGGAUACCAGGGACAGGAGCUCGCGGCAAGCCUCGCAAAGGACGGCGUCCAAACAACGUUGAUUACAGACUCGGCCAUUUUCGCCAUGAUGUCUCGCGUGAAUAAGGUCAUUAUCGGCACCCACAGCAUCAUGGCCGAUGGUGGCUUGAUGGCGCUCAACGGGUCCCACGCCCUCGCGCUUGCGGCCAAGCACCAUUCUGUGCCGGUCAUUGUUCUGUCCGCCAUGUUCAAGCUUAGCCCCAAAUUCCUCUGCUCUUACGACCAGAACACGUUCAACAACCUUGUUGCUCCGAGCGAUGUGCUAAAGUUCAAAGAAGGAGAUCUUGUUGGCAAGGUUCAUGUGCACAACCCAGUGUUUGACUAUGUGCCUCCGGAGUUGGUUACUCUUUUCAUUUCCAACAUUGGUGCCAAUGCUCCCUCGUAUGUUUAUCGACUUCUCAGCGAGUGCUAUCACACUGAAGAUUAUGACUUGUGAUGUCGUCGUGUCCGUUAUUUCGUUGUACAACAUCAGCCAGUGACUGGGUUUUUUUUGCAAGUCUUAGUUCAAGAGCACGGAGCGUCGUGGUGUCCCCAUCUUUGUUCAAAUG